AUGGAGAAUCCAUCGAGCGCGACGUCGAGCCCGACAAAGGCCCUCAACCCCAUGUCACCAGACCGGAUGAAUCAGCAGAUUGGACUUGGCUCACCCUCAAUGUCAUCGGAUAUUUUCAACAUUCAGCGGAAGACUCCCCGGGGACUCACCGAUGUACAGGCCAAGGUCGCGUAUCUGAACAACCUGUCGCGAGGAAACAGCCCCGCGCAAGCUUCACAGCCUUCGGCAGCAUCUACGGCAGCUCUUCAGCGGGCUAUUCUUGGACGCGAGGAGGCCGAGUCUGCAUUGGCGAAUGUCUCUGCUCAGCUUUCUGAAGCCCAAUUGCGGGAGCGUCGGAUAAGUGAAAGACUGGAGUCCCUGCUGGAAGAACUGCAAACAACAAAAGAGCGCCAGGCACACGAGCGAUCAAUCUUCGAAAAAGAAAUUAGGAAAGCGAGGAAAGAAGCUUUCCGAGCUGGCUCCGUUUUGGUGAAAACACAGGAGGAGCUGAAACACGCAAGAAACGAAGCCAAAGGACACAAAGACGAGGCCCAGGCAGAGCGAGCAGCAAAAGAACAAGCGAAACAGGAAGCAUUCGAACGCGCUUAUGCCAUUGCUGGUCUUACAGAGGAGAUGGAGGUCCUUAAAGAACAGCUACGGGCCGCCGAGGCCAACAACCACUCGCAGAAGCUCGAAGCGCAAGCGCAGCAGAAGAAGAACGAUAUUAAACGAAUGUCGCUGACCGAAGGCGAUCUCAAUCUCCUCUUGACACCUACCCCUCGGAGACCCAAACGUUCUGCCGAGGAUGUAGCCAACCCGACUCAAGCCAAUGUCGCGGAAUCUUCACCCGUCAAGGAUACCCCUCCUAAGAGGCAAAGGAUGUCUGAUGUAACUCCUCGAAAGGAGGCCCCGGAGAUCACAACAUUCGAUGUACACGAGGAACAAAUUGCUGAGCUGGAGGAGACACUCAGGCGCGAGCGUCAACUCAGAGCCGACGCUGAGGGAAUGCUCGAAUUCUUGCGACUGGAGUGUCAUUUCAAACGUUGCACUUGCCGCCUGGCAGAGCAAAAAAGCAUACCUCACACCCAUGAGCUGCAAAGCGUGGAUACGACAAAGAAGGAUAAGAUGGAACUCCCAGAAUAUCGCGACAAUGAUCAAAACGCCCUUGCUGCACCAGAGGAGCCAAGCCCUUCUCAUACUCCUAAAGGCGAGCCCGUUAGGUAUCCGACAAGUGUCAAGGAACAAGUUCUGACGGAGGAUCCUGCCGGAGAAGAAGAAGCCGAGCGUGAGGCGGCCGCAGAUGAUGUUGAUGAAGAUGUCGAUGAAAUCGUUGAAGAAAUUGAGGAGCUCCAGGAAGUUGAUGACGACGACGAUGAGCCUCCGGAGGAACCUUUGAUAACAUUCUCACCUGCCACUGGGACCUUUCACACCUUCCCUUCUCCUGUGCGAGGAUCUCCCCGAAAGCCCAACGAGGCUAGUGCGAAUGAUCAUCAGUCACCAGCGUCCUAUGUUGGACAUGGAAUAGAUGCCCGUGUGAUGUCUGGUAGCCCUGCCCCAAAGUAUGGGUCUCUUCAGCAUCAGGCUCCGUUUGACUCAAUAACGGAGAAUGAAGCUACUCCAAAAAGCCACCCCUUGCCAGCGGUUGUUGAUGUGCCAUGGGAUCCCGUGAUGCCCAUUGGACAUGAAGCCGGCACCCCUGAGAGGCACAAUGACCCAACGAAAGUCCCUUUGCGCGAUGAUGGGGGAUCAAAUCGCUUUUCCGACGUUCCUGGUACCCCCAUCAGCCGGGAAGAAGCACUGGCUCAAAUUAGAGCGCGGAGAGAGAGAGCAAACACCAUGAAGAGGUCUGUCAGUGCCAGUGAAAGUGGACUUCGCUCGGGAGGCAUGGGAGUCACUCCUGUCCGGAGCGCCCGACGAUACCCUGGGGUCCAGAAUCCAGAUGCAAGCGACGGUUCCAUCAGAAGUCGGAGGGAUAUGAGCGCUCCUAUCCAAAUGUCCCACUACUGA
This is a messenger RNA of Aspergillus niger, 1986 nucleotides long. RefSeq lists its product as uncharacterized. The transcript has a single exon. NCBI's taxonomy places the organism in Eukaryota, Fungi, Ascomycota, Eurotiomycetes, Eurotiales, Aspergillaceae. Bases 1 to 1986 code for a protein of 661 amino acids. The record is from RefSeq and is a predicted model, not a curated record.